AUGGCCUUGGACCCGACUCGACUCGACUCAACUGGAGAGCGCUGGCCAACCACCCGGUCUCGCCAGUUCUGGUUGUUACGGCAUUCGAGAAAGGACGCCCGAAGGACAGGCAAUCUGGACUUUGAGGCGCGCGUACCCAUCCCCUUCAGUGUCUUCCCGUCGUCGUACCGGAGUGACGCUGUCUCUGAGACUACUCAGACGAGAGUAGAAGGAGAGGUAGAAAUCAAUCGCACUUCGCGCGUCGUACGGGAAGAUACUGCUGGUGCUCCUCUUCCUGACCCCCGUGUCUACGGAAAGGAAGAAGUUGACGUUCGCAUCCGUUCCGACGAACGCCGUCCUCACUUCGAAGAGACUCGUGUCUUCGAAGAGCGCGACCGUUUCUACGACAAGCAGUCUACUCCUUAUCCUCCUCACCACCCUUCUUACCCUCACCACCCUACUCAACUCCCUCCUCAGGUAGAGCUUUCCCGUCAAAGCUACCGCGAACCGAUUGGUCGUUUCGACGAAUACCGUACUACUACUACUAGUAGUGCCACCCAGGACCGCACCUACGAGACCCAGCUUGAUAUUACUGAACGCGACAUCCGCCGUCGUAUUCAACCUAGCUACGAAGUCGACGUCACCUACGACCGUCGCUACCAACCCGGAACUGCAGCUUACCGUGCUGACGCUUACGACGUCACUCCUCAGCAAGGUCCCAGCCCAUACAACAGUGCUGCUUCAGUCUCUGUGACUCAGAACACUAUCCGUGAAGAAGUCCCUGCUCCUAAAUCCAAGAUGGGUUACUACGACGACGAAGGUCAAUACCACUCCUUCCGCCGCGGCGUUGAGCGUGCUGCCGACCGCCUUCUCCACCCUUUCCACAGCGACAGGGAGGAGGUCGUGGUCGAGGGUGCCCCUCGUGUCCGCGAGGAGGUCCGUGUCAUCGCACCGCGUGGCGGCGUCUCCAGCAAGGAGAGCGUACCCAUCCCCGUUCACUUCAUCCGCGUCGGUGAUUUGCUCAUCCUUCAGGGACGUCCCUGCCAGGUGAUCCGUAUCUCUGUCUCCCCACAAACUGGCCAGCACCGCUACCUUGGUGUCGACCUCUUCACCCGUCAAUUGCAGGAAGAGUCCAGCUUUGUCUCCAACCCUUCUCCUUCCGUUGUUGUUCAGACCAUGCUUGGGCCUGUCUACAAGACCUACCGUGUCCUCGAUGUCCAUGAGGAUGGUUUCAUCACUGCCAUGACCGAGACUGGUGAUGUCAAGCAGAACCUUCCUGUCAUCAGCCAAGGUCAUCUCUUUGACCGCAUCCGUCAGUCCUAUAGUGAUGGCCGAGGAAGCGUUCGCGCCCUUGUUAUCAACGAUGGUGGACGCGAGUUGGUUGUUGACUUCAAGGUCAUCCACGGCUCCCGUCUAUAA
Messenger RNA from Talaromyces atroroseus, 1398 nucleotides. RefSeq lists its product as hypothetical. The transcript has 3 exons. Gene Ontology annotation, molecular function: ribosome binding; translation elongation factor activity; RNA binding. Gene Ontology annotation, biological process: positive regulation of translational elongation; positive regulation of translational termination. The coding region runs from base 1 to 1398 and encodes 465 amino acids. The record is from RefSeq and is a predicted model, not a curated record. Lineage: Eukaryota; Fungi; Ascomycota; Eurotiomycetes; Eurotiales; Trichocomaceae.